Molecule: messenger RNA, 444 nt
Organism: Podospora pseudocomata
Lineage: Eukaryota; Fungi; Ascomycota; Sordariomycetes; Sordariales; Podosporaceae
Exons: 4
Coding region: 1-444 (147 amino acids)
Source: RefSeq, a predicted model, not a curated record
AUGAAACUCCGAAACACACCCGGAACCGGCGGCACCGGGACCGGGACAGUUGGGUUGCAAACCAAGCCGCCGUCCAAUCUCCGUGUGCUUGGCAUCCGGCCUUUCCGGCCUUCGAAGCACACGGCACGCCGACCCGCCGAUCCUGACUGCGAAUUGGCCAAUGGCGAGGGAUUUGUUGUCGUUGAUUUGGCGGCGGCCUGGGCAACAGGACAACAAAGCAGUGUCCACCCUGCUCGUCCUGCGAUAGGGCCGAGAGAUCAAGAGAUGUGGGUUUCAGUCAGGCAACGUCUGCAGUGGAAAGGGGGGCAACGCGGAGACGAAGGCAGCGCGGUGACGGCUAUCCGCUGCUCUGGUUUUCAACGACAGUCUCGACCGGACACGGACAAGGCCACUCCUCGAUUCCGAGGUCCGGGGUCUGUCGAGGUGUCGGAGAACAUACGAUAG